GGCGCUACUGGGAGGGUGAAGGGGAGGAGCAGUGAGAAACGGGCUGACGGAAGGGGCAACGGCAGCUCGGCUAGUCGCCUCUCGUUCGAACGCCGCCAACGUAAAUGCCGGAUUGACGCUGCGCAUCUUCCGUUCGAUGACGUUGCGCGACACCCCGUGCGGCCCGCGAGAUGGACGCGGAACGCCGUUAAAAAGUGUGCGUUAGUCGAGCUAACCAGCUAGCGGCUAACCACCUACCUUCCUGUCUGGCUAAACCCUCCCCUCCCUCGGCACGCCAAUUGACGGCAGCUCGGCUCGCUCGCUGCGGCGCUGCGCGGCUGCCCACCACUUCACCCUCCACCUCCUAGUCCGCCACCAAAGAAAAUGAAGAAAUUCAACAUUCGCAAGGUGCUGGACGGCUUGACGGCGGUCUCCUCUUCCUCGUCGGCCGCGCAGACUGGGGCCGCCAAGGAGAACGACGCCGUCCCGGAGAGCCUGCAGUCGGAGCAUUUCCAGCUUUGCAAGACCGUGCGUCAUGGUUUCCCGCAUCGGCCGUCCUCCAUGGCCUUCGACCCUGUGCAGAAGAUUUUGGCUGUCGGGACGCUGAACGGAGCUUUGAGGCUCUUCGGCCGUGCAGGUGUGGAGUGCUAUUGUCAACAUGACAGUGGCGCCGCCGUCAUCCAGCUACAGUUCCUCAUCAACGAGGGGGCGCUAGUGAGUGCCUUAGCUGAUGACAGCAUCCACCUGUGGAACCUGAGGCAAAAGAUCCCCGCCAUCCUGCAUUCGCUCAAGUUCAACAGGGAGAGAAUCACGUACUGCCAUCUGCCCUUCCAAAGCAAGUGGCUUUACAUUGGCACGGAAAGAGGCAACAUCCACAUCGUCAACGUGGAGUCCUUCACCCUCUCAGGCUACGUCAUCAUGUGGAACAAAGCCAUCGAACUCUCCUCAUUGGAUUUGAGUGUGGCGUGGUGGUGUUGUGGGACCUCAAGUCCAAAAAAGCUGACUAUCGCUACAAUUAUGAUGAGCUUUGGUCACAAUAGGAGUUUGUCAAUACCGGCUCGGUCCUAUCGAGGAGGAUCCCACUUGUGCUAUUUACUCUUUGGUGGCUUCCAGGCCAUCCACUCGGUCGCAUGGCACCACGAGGGCAAACAGUUUGUCUGCAGCCACUCGGACGGCACUCUGACCACAUGGAACAUACGAACCCCGGCCAAGCCGGCGCAGAUCAUCACGCCGCAUGGAAAGCAGCCCAAGGACGGCAAGAAGCCUGAGCCGUGCAAGCCCAUCCUGAAGGUGGAGUACAAAACCACACGGGCAGGGGACCCGUUUAUGGUUCUGUCCGGCGGUCUGUCCUAUGACACGGUGGGUCGGAGAGCAUGUCUGACGGUGAUGCACGGGAAGAGCACCACCGUCCUGGAGAUGGACUUCCCUAUCGUGGAUUUCCUUACACUGUGCGAGACGCCGUAUCCCAACGAUUUUCAGGAGCCGUAUGCCGUGGUGGUUCUCCUGGAGCGGGAUUUAGUCGUCAUUGACCUCGGACAGAUUGGGUACCCGAUAUUCGAGACCCCCUAUCCACUAAGCAUCCAUGAGUCCCCCGUGACCUGCUGCGAGUACUUUGCCGACUGCCCGGGCGAACUCAUUCCGGCACUUUACUCGGUGGGCAGCCGACAGAAGAGGCAAGGCUACAGCAAGAAGGAUUGGCCCAUCAGCGGGGGAAACUGGGGCCAAGGGACGCAAAGUUACCCAGAGAUCGUCAUUACUGGACACGCCGACGGCUCCAUCAAGUUUUGGGACGCUUCUGCAUUGAUGCUUCAAGUGCUGUAUAAGUUGAAGACAGCCAAGGUGUUCGAGAGGGCCCGCGGCAAGGAAGAGAAGGCCAACACGGACAUCGUGGACGAGGACCCCUUUGCUAUCCAGACGCUGUGCUGGUGCCCCGAGAGCAGGAUGUUGUGCGUGGCCGGCGUGUCGGCGCAUGUCAUUGUCUACCGCUUCAGCAAGCAGGAAGUCACCACCGCCGAUGUGCAGCUCUUGGAAGUACGCAUGCAGAGCGAUCUGAGCAACGUGGACUCGCCCGACGCCGCCGGGGACCAGACCCCCACGCAGCCUUCCCCGCCGCCCCCUAGCCCUCAGGAGAGCGAGCCCUCUGCCACCAUCUCCACUCAGGCCUCCGCUAGCGGAAUCAUCAGCAACUCUUUGGCGGACGGGCUGCGAGACAACAUGCCCUGUCUGCAGGUGCGGAUCUCCCCAUUGAAGCAGUCUCCGGGCUACCAAGUGGAGCUGGUGGUCCAGCUGGUGUGGGUGAGCGGGGAGCCACCUCAGCAGAUCACUAGCUUGGCCAUAAACUCCUCAUAUGGACUGGUGGUGUUUGGCAACAGCAAUGGCCUGGCGGUGGUGGACUACCUCCAGAAAACACUGCUGCUCAACCUGGGCACGUCAGAGCUAUACAGCCCGUCGGAGCCCAACCAGAGGCAGCCUUGCUCCCCGCGUAAAGCCCGCUACCCCUCUGGAGCGCAGUGCGAUUCCAAUGAUGGGCCCAACGCCGCAGAGGAGCGCUGCAAGUCGCCCAACUCAGGAUCCAACUCGCCGUGCAAUUCUGACGAAGAGCGCAAGGCCAAGUUCAUAGAAAAGGUGAAGUACAAAAGCAGACGCUUUUCCAAGACGGUUGCCAAUGACUUUGCUAGGAUGUCGCGGAAAAUUAGCUCGCCUAAUGAGCAAAAGCCCAACUCCGAGUGGGGUACCAUCUCAUCCAGAAAGCACUUUUAUUACACCCACAACGGCACGUCCAAGACAACGCGCAAGAGUGUGGAGCUGGCUUUCCCCGCAACAAACUCAGACCACAACAUGAAUUCCAAGGACAACUCGUUCAGCCGCUCGCGCAGUUCCAGCGUGGCCAGCAUCGACAGGGAGUCCCGCGAGGCCAUCUGCGCCUUCUGCUUCUGCGAGACCUUCCCCAGGAAGUUGGCGGACGCCUCGCCCAGCCCAUGCCUGCUGGUGGGCACCACCCACGGCUCUGUCAUGUUGGUGGCCCUCAGCCUGCCCUCUGGUGAUCAGCAGAGGCUCCUGCAGCCAGUCGGGAUCUCCUCCUCUGGCACGGUGGCCAGACUCAAAGGAGGCAUCUUAACGACGGCCCUGCUGGACGCCGCUGGAGCCCUGCUGCCCGCCUCCUACCAGCCCUGGUACGAUCCCAACGCCUCCGACGAGGAGAAGGAGAAGGAGAAGAGCCGGUGGCGCAGGCCGGCGUCACCGCCCUCGUCGCAGGACGGCCACGACUCGCAGUUCGCCAUCCUGUGCUCGGAGAAGCAGGCCAAGGUGUUGGCUAUGCCCUCGCAGACGCGCGUCUACAAACACAACAUCACCGAGUCGUCCUUCGUGCUGAGGGCCGACGUCGUGGAGAUGGCGGGAGCCAACUGCAUCGCCUGCUUCUGCGCCAACGGACACAUCAUGAUGCUGAGCUUGCCGAGUCUGCGUCCUCUCCUGGACGUCAACUACCUGCCGCUGACCGACAUGCGGAUAGCGCGGACGUUCUGCUUCUCCAAUCUGGGCCAGGCUCUGUACCUCACCUCCCCCACGGAGGUGCAGAGGAUCACUUACAGCCAAGAGACCUGCGACAACCUUCAGGAGAUGCUAAGUGAGUUGUUCACACCAGUGGAGACCCCAGAGGCUCCAAACAGAGGUUUCUUCAAAGGACUCUUUGGUGGAGGAGCUCAGUCUCUGGAUCGGGAAGAUCUUUUCGGCGAAACGGCGUCUGGGAAGGCUUCUCGCAGCCUGGCCCAGCACAUUCCCGGCCCGGGCAACAUGGAGGGCAUGAAGGGCGCGGCGUCAGGCGUGGUGGGCGAACUGGCCCGCGCACGGAUAGCGCUGGACGAGCGAGGGCAGAAGCUAGGCGAGCUGGAGGAGAGGACGGCCGCCAUGAUGGCCAGCGCAGACUCCUUCUCUAAGCAUGCUCACGACAUGAUGCUGAAGUACAAAGACAAGAAAUGGUACCAACUCUGAUGAUGGCAGGCAACGCCUGGACGAGCACUGUGGACUCUGUAGUCAUGUACACACACACACACACACACACACACACACACAUCAAUAUGGCCGAGGAGCUGCGGUUCCUUCGUCAUCCUUCUCUAAUUCUCUCCGAGUCGGCGGGGUUUUCCUGGGCUUUUUGGACUUGUGUAUUUUUGUUUGUUUUGGGUCACUUAGCUCUGCAUUGCCUCGCUGGCCGACGGACCGCUGCCGCGGACCUAAAUGAGGAGUAAAAGUCUGACUAUCCCGCCUUGAGACCCUUUUUCCCUCGUCCUUUUAAGUCCAAUCGUUGAAGUUUGUUGGUGACUGACGAAAGGAUUCAGUCUGUCUGUUUGUCUUUUGUGUGAGGAAACGGCCAUUGAAGCACUUAGGAAUAUGAAGCGGGAGCUGAUGAAUAGCCUACCAAAUAAGGGCUGGUAGUAGACUAGUCCAUCUUUUGCAAAAAAAACAAAAAGUCGUCACUUUCCUUCAAUUUUAAUUUAGUUUAUUUAUCAGGACGCGCGAUGCAGUUUUUGAGAUUGUUUAUCAGGUCACACAAGAGGUUUCUUAGAUUGUUCAUCAGGACAAAUUUGUUAGAUCAUCAGGACACACGAAAAUGUGUUAGAUUACUAUAUUUAUCAGGACACAAGAAGUUUGUUGCCUCAUUUAUCAGGACACUGGAGAGGUUUCUUAGAUUAUCAGGACACUCGAGAAGUUGGUUAGAUAAUUUAUCAGGAUGGAUGAUAACAUUGUUAUAAUUUAUUAGGAUACAAGAAGUUUUUUAGCUCAUUUAAAAGGGCUUUUGUUCGCCGGGCAUUACUUUGUGUUAAUUGUCAAAUAAUUGCACGCGUUAAAAAAAGUUCUGGAGUUGUUUCCACCCACUGCUGUUGCAUUUGCCGUUAAGCCUCUUUCACACGGAGAUCCUGCAAAAUGGCUGCAAUGGAACUCAAGUAAAUUUUUGGGGAUGUUGCUAUUUUUUUUGCCCCACUUAAUCAGUUGUGGAAGGAAACGAUGACCAAAAAAAAGUUUUAAUUCAUAUAUUUGGUGUAGGAAGUUCUGCCUAAACAGAAUUUUCGUCGACACAUUUGGUGUAGGAAGUUGGAGAACAUUCUCAGCAAAAUAACAAUGCAGUUUGGAUUUUUUUUUCUCACUUAUUUUCUGCCUGCUCACUAGUCAUACCAACAAAAUAAAAGAGAGGAGGAAAAAAUGCAUUUUAUUCCACAUAUUUGGUGUUUGGAAGUUGGGUAAAACUAAAAUAUGUGGCGCUGGUUGAUGUUUGUUUUUUUUCUCCCCACCUCGUCUUUAUGCCAAAGAAAUAAAAUGUGCAUUUUAUUCCACAUAAUUGGUGUGGGAAAUUGGGGAAUUUUUAAUUAUUUUUUUUUUGAACGACCAAAACACUCCACAGUAGUUGAUCGUUCUCAGUCGGCGCUUGUUCACUUUUUAGCCAUUGAUAACGCGUCUGUGCUAAGCUAGCUGUUUAGCUGCGUGUGUGUGAGCAUACAUAUAUUCAGGGAUGUGUGUAUGUAUGGACCCCACAUUUGCAUUUUUUAUUGAGUCUUCUGCAAGCUGCUAUUUGCGUACAUCUUAAAGAACAAAACAGCUCAAGUUUAAUGGCAUAUUGUGGCCAUCUUCUUUUUGUGUAAGAUAUUUCAUAAUUGUAUUAUUUAUCGCCCCCUUUGUCUAUAUAUUUGUUGUAAGAAAUUACCGGAAACAUUACAACACUGUAUUUUUUUUCCCCCAACUAACAGCUCACUCAAAAAAAAGAGAAAAUAAUUUUAGUCCAUGUAUUUACUGUAAGAAGUAAAUACAUGUCUGAAACACGACAAUGCUGUUUUUUCUGCCUAAUCAAUCACCCCCCCCCCCCCCCCUAAAAAAGCAGAAAAAGCCAAAUUCUAGUCUACUUUUUGGGUGUAGGAAAUUCUCUUAUAUGAUGCAUCCUGUUGCAAUUGUUGAUGCUAUUUCCAUAAUUUUUGGGUGUAUGUAAAAGGUUGGGCAAAAUUCUCAUAAACCCCCCAAAAAAAGAGCCUGUUUUAGUCUGUAUAUUUAAUGUGUGAAGUUGGGGAUAAUUCCUAGAAACAUCACAACAGUUUUAAUUUUUGUCUGCCUAAUCAGUCACACAAAAAAGUACAUUCAAGUUCAUAUUUGGUGUAGGAAGUUGGGGGAAAUUCACGGAAAUAAGUUGGGAAAUUUUAGAUGUUGCGGUUUGGAUUUUUCCCGCCUUAUCAGCCACACCCAAAAAAAGACAACUUUAAUUUGUUAGCAGUUGGGGAAAAAUCUGAAGCAUGACAAAGCCGUUUGGAUUUUUUUCUGCCUAAUCAGUCACACAAAAAAAACCAACUGCAUUUUAGUCCACAUAUUUGGUGAAGCAAGUUGUGGAAAAGUCUGUGCAACAUAAGUGUAUUUUUUAUUCAGCUUUUUCUGUGUGUAAGACGUUGGGGAAAUUCUCCUACAUAUAACACUGUUCGGAUUUUUGCCACUUUUUUCCGCCAAAACAAUCACUCCGAAAACAACCCAAAAAGCGCAUUUUGAAAGCCACUCUGUACUGACAAACCCAAGCCAAGCAGCAGCCAUGAAAUGUGGGUUGAGCACGAUUUUUUUUUUUAUGAAUUUUUGUUGUUGUGAGAGGACCAAAAGACAUCCGAACCUAUCUAUGCUUAUCUAGAUCUAUGUCAUCUGCCAAUCCUGCUUAUUACAAUGAUCAGAUUAGUUUUCCUCUAUAUCUAUGAUAUAUAUUUGAAGGAAACUGUAUGAUCAUAUUCCAAAGGAAUACCUUUAAAUGUCUUUAUUUUUGGUGGAAGACCUACUUUAAACUUUUUUUUUUUUUUUUUUCCCGGUCACACACACACAUACAUACACACACACACACGUAUGUCACAUUUUCCCACCUUGUGUGGCCUCGCCUUUUCAAGUGCUUCGGGGUUCCACAAAGCAGGGGUGGGCAACCCGCGGGGCUGCCCGUAAUCUCGUCGCGCAUUAACGGAUGCAUGAUGUUAAGUGUUUACAAACGCGUAUUAUGCCGACAUUUGUAUUUACUCACACAAAAAAAAAAAACAACAACAAGACGCUGUUUACAUUUAAUGGUGUGUACAUGCGCGUGAAAGGUUUCCUGGCUUUUGCGGACGCGCUGAUUCAUAAAGGCUUUUGCUCGGCUUUACAGCAUUGUGCAAAAAGGGGGAGGGGGGGGGGGGGGGUUCGAUGCUGAGCCCACCCUGUCCAUCAGCCAUGCAUCAUCCAUCCAUAUGUCCUCUUUGUCCGUCUUCUGGGAUGAAUAUCUGUGGAGUUGCAGUAUUUUCUCAUUUUUGUACAGUUUUAUUAAAGAUGAAUUUCCCAUGGAUGUCCUGACUUGAUCUGCUCCCACAAUUAGACUGUAGAUACUAAUUGCACUAAUAUAUAUAUGGAUAUAUAUUGGUGUAUUGGAAAAUAAAUGUUAAAAAAAAUUAAAACCUGA
Molecule: messenger RNA, 7417 nt
Organism: Phyllopteryx taeniolatus (common seadragon)
Lineage: Eukaryota; Metazoa; Chordata; Actinopteri; Syngnathiformes; Syngnathidae
Gene: stxbp5b
Product: syntaxin binding protein 5b (tomosyn)
Exons: 27
Coding region: 364-3969 (1201 amino acids)
Biological process (GO): regulation of protein secretion; regulation of exocytosis
Cellular component (GO): SNARE complex; plasma membrane; cytoplasm
Molecular function (GO): syntaxin binding; GTPase activator activity; myosin II binding
Source: RefSeq, a predicted model, not a curated record